CAUCAGGCAGCAGAUAAGCGACUCUUCAGCCGAAGCAAGGCGUGGACCAAUGAAUGGUUUCUCUCGGGUUCUGGAUAAAACAUAGACUAAUCAUUUGAGGGUUUUUUUUCUCUUAUUUGAAUUAUUUUUUAACUUUUGCCUCCUGUUUUUCCGGAGUGCUUUUGCAGUCUUUGCUCAUCAUGCGGAGUCUAACAGCAGCACUAGUUCUCCUGUCGUCGCUUCUAAAAGUGUUGCUGUGUAUUCAGGUGACUGUUCCUCAGCAGGAGCGCAGCACGGCUCUGUUCGCCUCAGUGAUCCUCCGCUGCGACUUCUCCACCUCCGCAAACCUCCAGGAUGUUCUCGUCACCUGGAGGUUCAAGUCCUUCUGCAAGGACCCGGUCCUGGAGUACUACUCCACCGCGUACCAGUCUGCACUGCAGUUAGGACAAGACCCAUCGAAUGACUGUCCAGACCGUCAGCGGACAGUUCGAACUGUAGUCCAGAAGAGAGGAAGCAACGAGCCGAUACUGGGAGCAGAAUACAGAGAGCGCAAAAUCACCAUCCAAAACAGGGCAGACUUGGUGAUCAAUGAGGUGAUGUGGUGGGACAACGGAGUUUACUUCUGUGCUGUUGAUGCUCCUGGAGACACGACUGGAGACUCGGACAAAGAAGUCAAACUCAUCGUCUACCAUUGGCUGACAGUGUUGUUCAUCAUCAUCGGCGCCCUCCUCCUCCUCAUGCUCUUCUGUAUCUGCUGCUGCCAGUGUUGCCCUCAGAAAUGCUGCUGCUACGUUCGCUGUCCCUGCUGCCCACAGCAGUGCUGCUGUCCUGAGAAAGCGGUGAUGCAGCAUCGUAUGAUGAAGGAGGCUCAGAGGGCCAUGGCUCCCUGGAUGGGAGGACAGCCGGUUUACGGACCGAUGAGCCACGCCUCCUCCCAGAUGAACCCGCUGCUCUACGCAGGAUCUGUUUCAGGGAAGAGCAUCCCUCUGAAGCCAAUGCCCCUCCCUCCUCCUCAGUCUUCAGCUUACAGCAUGCCCCCUCCCAGUGUCCAUGGGAACCACACCCCUGCCAACACCAAUCCGAUGCUUGAUUACCUGGAGAACCAGGUGAGGGGGAUGGACAUGAACAGCCCUCUGCUACAGUCCCAGCCACCUCCGCCCCCUCACAUGCAGCAGAUACCACCUCCUGUCCAGCACGUCCCCGUCAACGUCCCAUUCUCCCCCGGCCCUCCCAGCAUGCUCUCUGCCCUCGACGACGGCCCGGCGGAGCGUCGCAUCAUCACGCUGCCACCAAUAAGAGAGCAGCAGCUGGGCAGAAUUCCACCUCCUGCACCCAAGACUCGCCCGCCAAGCUCCAGCGAGAGCAGCCGCAGCGGGUUCGGCCGCCAUGACGAGCGAGGAGGAUCGGGGGGGAGACGGUACCCCUCACCUCCCAGAUCCAGAGGUCUCCCCCGGAGCUACAGCGAAGAGUCACUGGACGGCCGGGGUCGCAGCAGGUCGAGAGGAGGCGCUGAUCGCCCUCGAUCCCGCUCCAGGGAUGACGUGUUCGACAGCAGGUCCAGGGGAAACUACUCGAGGAGAGGAUCCUGGAGCUCGGAUGAUGAGGCCAGCAGCAGGAGAGGAGGAGGAGGAAGGAGAGGAGGUGGAGGUGGAGGUGGAGGUGGAGGUGGAGGCUGGGUGGACAAACCUCCCAGCUACACCGAGUACGAGCCUGGACAGAAACUGGGAGCACGGAGGAAUGAACGCUACUCUGACAAGAGUUCUCGCAGUGGCACCAGCGUCGUCAUCUGAACCCUCCGCCUGCACUGUGACCUCUGUUUCAGAGAACAAAGCACAACUCACUAGCCUCGUUGUCUGGCUACUGGUAAACAUACAAAGACAGCCAUUUUUAAAUAUUAACAGGAAUAAUGUACCAGCUUUUUUUGUUUUUUAUUACCUUUUCAUAGGUGAAAAGCUCAUGGAAGGAUUUAUGAAAUGUGAGAUUGGAAGAUUCAGAAAUUUGGAAUAAUUCUCCCAAAGUUUACAGGAGGAAAGCCAAAGGAUUCCUAUAAUAGUUUUGUCUUUCAGAUGUUCCUUUAAGAAAACUAUGAAUCUUUAUUGUGACUACUGAACAGAUUUUAGAACCCUACCUAAUAUUUUCAGUACACUAACAAACCAGCAGAGGGGAGUAUUACCCUAAAAGCCUGCUGUUACAUUACUCAGUCAUGUGGUUUUAGUUGGGAUGUUCGUCCUCUUCAAGCUCUAUUUAUUUUGUAGCAACAGUUUAGUCUUGUGAUGUUGAUAAUGUAAUUAAAGCCAUAAAACAAUAAUCAUGAAGUACAGAGGAAACAGCACUCUGGGCCAGUAAGUAAAUACAUUAAAUCCACAUAUAUGAAAAGAUCUACUGGGAUUAGUUGUUGUUUUUUUUGUUUGUUUGUUUGUUUGUUUGUUUUUUAGCUUUUUAUCAUUUCUGUAAAUAUGUUGUUAUUUUUCACAUCUCCAGUACAUGUUGAAGUGACUUUACUGGAUCUGUUUCACUAAUAUUUUGAAGCAAAGUGUGUACCGUGAGCCGCUCUUCAGAAAAGGCUAAAAACCUAUAAGGUGAAUUAUGCGUUAUUGUUAUCAAUAGCUGUAAAGGCUACAUGUAAAUAAGUCAUUUACAUGGUGUUGAUGUAGGAAAUGAAGAAAUAUCAAGAAUGUUACAGGCCAAAAAUGUAGAUUUUUUUCUUUAUACAACUGCUAGCUUUCUUUCCGUGCAGUUUUGGAGACUUAGCUUUUCAUAGUAUAGUUCAGAAAUGCACAUUGAACAAAAAAUCACUUGUAUGCAGCGUUGAAGUUUUUGACUCUUCCACUGUUCUUAAUGAUUUUUUCCCCUGUUCUUUGAAUUUAUAAUGUACAGUAUAUUUGUGUUUAUUAAUAAUAUUGAUAAUAAAAUUUUUACCUUUUGGGUGUAAAAAAGAAAAA
This is a messenger RNA of Amphiprion ocellaris (clown anemonefish), 2921 nucleotides long. RefSeq names its product immunoglobulin-like domain containing receptor 1a (gene ildr1a). Gene Ontology annotation, molecular function: high-density lipoprotein particle receptor activity. Gene Ontology annotation, cellular component: plasma membrane. The coding region runs from base 180 to 1769 and encodes 529 amino acids. The transcript has 9 exons. NCBI's taxonomy places the organism in Eukaryota, Metazoa, Chordata, Actinopteri, Pomacentridae. The record is from RefSeq and is a predicted model, not a curated record.